AUGUAUGAUUCCGAUGAUUCAACUACAGCAGAUGAAUCAGGAAAAAGAAAAGCUACAGAUGUUUUGGAUGCUUUUCAACAAUCUAAAAAAACCACCAGAUCUCCAAAGAAAGAUGACGGUUCCAACAAAGAAAUGCUAAUGCAAAUUAUGUCUAUGUUAAAAACUCUUAAAGAGGACACAGAAGAAAUAAGAAAACAACAAAAAGAACAAGAUAAGAAAAUUAAGGAGAUUGCCGAGGAACUACAAGAACUCAAAAAAGAACAGAUUGAAAAUAAAAACGAAAUAUCAGCAAUGAAGAAUAAUAAUGAAAAAAUGUUACAAGAAAUUAAUAAUUUGCAGAAAGAAAUAAUGAGUUGCAACGAGCGAAUUCAAUACCUUGAAAGCGACAAAAGAAGGAAAAAUAUAGUUAUACAAGGCAUCCCGAUAACUACAAAUAAUCCAAAGAUAUUAAGAGAAUCAGUAAAAAAUUCUAUCGACAAGGAAAUAGCCGAUACAAAUUUGUUCUCGCCCUACCCCCCCCCCCCCGGCGUAGCUCUUCGUGAAAUUAGACGUUACCAGAAAAGUACUGAGCUACUUAUCAGAAAACUACCUUUUCAACGUCUUGUCCGUGAAAUCGCACAAGAUUUUAAAACAGAUUUACGUUUUCAGAGUUCGGCAGUGAUGGCUUUACAAGAAGCAAGUGAAGCAUAUUUGGUAGGUUUAUUUGAAGAUACCAAUUUAUGCGCUAUUCACGCUAAAAGAGUCACUAUCAUGCCUAAGGACAUCCAGCUGGCUAGAAGAAUCAGAGGAGAAAGGGCAUAAACAAA
Diabrotica virgifera virgifera (western corn rootworm) is the source of this 806-nucleotide messenger RNA. RefSeq lists its product as uncharacterized. NCBI's taxonomy places the organism in Eukaryota, Metazoa, Arthropoda, Insecta, Coleoptera, Chrysomelidae. Bases 1 to 801 code for a protein of 266 amino acids. Gene Ontology annotation, molecular function: structural constituent of chromatin; DNA binding; protein heterodimerization activity. The transcript is spliced from 2 exons. The record is from RefSeq and is a predicted model, not a curated record. Gene Ontology annotation, cellular component: nucleosome.